AUGGAUCUUACGACUGGUCGAUCGUGUUGUGUCACUGAGAAUCCCAACGCCAGAUCACCUCAGUGGGUAUCAAAAAGUAAUCAGCUGAUAUGGCUUGAAUGGCUGGAAAGCGGCAACACCGACUUGGUGGUCAGCGACGCACAAUGCACGACCACUGAGCUCUAUAAAGCCGGCACAGUCCCCGGCCAAGCCUUUGACCUCAAGGUGACUGAGCAACUGCUGCCGUUCGGAGAGGACGACGAGAAUGAUCUUGCGUUUGCGAUUAGUGGCAGGGCGAAUCUAGAUGGUUCUCUAGUCAAUCCAAAACAAAUCGCGGAAUUCACUGGCCACAGCACCGGCCGUUUCUACACGACCUUCCCUGUGAGAGACGAAAGUUCGUAUGUAAGUGGAUUAAAGAACUCCAUCUGGUAUGGAUCUCUGCACCGAUCUAGGCCAGGGAGUCGGUAUAGUAUCUCAGGCAUUUCUAAUCUCAUGAUAUUUGCGGGACUAGAGGGAUUAGAGUCGCCCAUCUCACCUUUGGGAGGGGAAGAGAGCUCACAUGAAUUUGAAAUUCACCCCUUUGCCAUGGUAUUUGUUGCCAGGGACAGAGAAGUCAACAGUGCUACUCAUACAGCAUGCUCGUGCUAUGUCCAACCCGUGGAACGCUGGGAUCAACAGAACAGAGACCCUAUCUAUCAAGUAUGGCGGUGUAAGGGAUUAGGAGGGGCAAUAUCAUCACUUGCAGUGGACAAGUCACAUGUGGAUCGACCCAUUGUCUUCCUAUCCCAGAAGAGGGAUGGAUAUACAGCUGACAAGAACCGUAUCAUAUACAUACCAACGCCAUUAUACAAAAAGACGUGUGAGAUAUUCGCAUCUGCUGAUGGCAAUGGGCUAUGGAAUCUUAGCCCAUGCGCCAUCUCAUUUGGGAACAACGGCACGCUUCUAAUCCAGGCUGAGAUGAAUGGACGAAUCAUGCUGUAUCAUCUUGAACUGGGUGGCCACUAUGAUCAGUUACGCCCUGAGGCAUUGAGAUUGGUUGAUCCAUGGUGUUUUGGAUCAAUUACACAUGCGACACCAGUGCGAUUGGAUUCAUCUAGAAUCCUAAUCACUCACAGCAGUCUAGUUGAGACCCCUAGCUGGAGUAUUAUUGACUUGUCUGCUUCAACUGAAUUUCCAAAAAUGCUGUCUGCGAGUCACGCUACGGAUCUGAAGCUCUCUAAGACACAAGUCAAUGUGAUUUGGUUCGAUAGUACUGAGAAUCGCAAAAUCCAGGCUUGGGUAAUCAAACCAUCCAAGUUCGACUCACAGCAACGAUACCCACUGGCAUACUUCAUACAUAGCGGCCCUCAUAGCGCGUGGAACAACCAAUGGAGUGUCCAAUGGAAUCUAGCAUUAUUCGCAGAGCAGGGCUUUGUUGUUGUUGCGCCCAACCCAGCAGGGAGCUCUGGGUUUGGACAAGCUUUCAAAGAUUCAAGCCAAUGUUCCUUAGGCGGGCUGCCCUAUACAGAUCUUGAGCGAGGCUUUGAAUAUCUGCAACAAGAUAAGAGCCUCCAAUACAUUGACACUACUCGCUCCAUCGCUGUUGGUGCCGGCUACGGAGGAUACAUGGUCAACUGGAUCCAAGGCCACGAGCUUGGCCGUAAGUUCAAGGCCCUUGUGACGCAUGAUGGGAUUUUUAGUAUGACCUCCCAAUUAGCCAGCAAUCGGCAGCAUUUUAUCCACGAAAUUGGAGGACCAAUUUGGGAAACUCCUGAUAAGUGGAGGAAAUGGGAUCCAGCACAAUUUACAGCGAGCUGGCAAACCCCACAUUUGAUCAUCCACUGUGAGUUGAAUUACAAGAGAGUCAUUGCUGAUGGAUUAGCUGCUUUCAAUGUUCUCCAGCUCAGAGGCGUGAAAAGUGCGCUCUUGGUGUUUCCGGAUGAAGGUGAUCCAAUAAUAAAUCCAGAAAAUAAUUUGCUUUGGUAUCGCACUGUGAUUGAGUGGAUGAGAAAGUACACUGCUCAGGAACCUGAUGAUUAUUGA
Molecule: messenger RNA, 2001 nt
Organism: Aspergillus fischeri NRRL 181
Lineage: Eukaryota; Fungi; Ascomycota; Eurotiomycetes; Eurotiales; Aspergillaceae
Product: alpha/beta hydrolase family protein
Exons: 1
Coding region: 1-2001 (666 amino acids)
Biological process (GO): proteolysis
Molecular function (GO): serine-type endopeptidase activity
Source: RefSeq, a predicted model, not a curated record